GAUUGAUUUGCAAAAACUAAUUUCUACUGAUGUAUGAUGAAGAUUUAAUGUUUUUGAAAAGAUCUGGAGCAUUGUGUCCCAGAAAUCUUCAUCAGCAACAUGUCAUCCUUUAUCCAUCACCAUCUGGAGCCUGAAAAUACCAAUAUGCCUACCUUCUACCCACAGCUAAUCCUCAUAACACAUGUUUGACCUCACCAAAUUGUACCACAACACUUUCCCAAGCAGCACACAUUUGUACCAUGCAGUGGCGACGGCGAUACUGCUGUCCAAUCAAGAUGACAUGGAAUAUCAAGAGGUCACUCUUCCGUAUGCACAUGAUGGGCCUGCUCAUGCUGGCCUUACUUUUCACCAUCUUUCUCAGCUACAAAGACUGGCUACCCAGGCAACCUGGCCUACGAGAAAAUGCUGUAGCCUACACAAUGCAUGGCAUGCAUCAUAUAAAGGAACAUGCUGAGGGUAACCAAAGCUUACUGCAAAGCCUCUGGAGGGAGUCAUUUAUUGUUCCUUCUAAGCAACCUAUGAACCUUAGUUCUCACCAAUCAGAGGUUGCAGUCCAAAGUAUCUCAGGAAUGGAAGCAUCACUCAGCACUAACAAAACAAAUGGCAAUACCUUGCACAGAGAAAUGGGGGUGGGAGAGCAACUGACACCUAAUCCAUACCGGUUUUUGCUAAAUGAGCCCUACAAAUGCCAAGACAGAAUCCCCUUUCUCAUUCUGCUCAUUGCAGUAGAGCCAGGGCAUGUGGAGGCCAGAAAUGCGAUCAGGCAAACAUGGGGAAAUGAGAGCAUGGCCGUGGGUGUGGGCUUUGUGCGCAUUUUUCUCAUGGGCAUGAAAAACAGUCCUGAUGGCCACGCUCAGAGUGCCAUUGUGGAAGAAAGCCUCCAGCACCAUGAUAUCAUACAGCAGGACUUCAUGGACACUUACUACAAUCUUACCAUCAAGACGCUGAUGGGUAUGAACUGGGUUGCCAAAUAUUGUCCUCAUGCUGGUUAUGUUAUGAAAACUGAUAGUGACAUGUUUGUCAAUACAGAGUACUUAAUCCAAAAGCUGCUGAAACCAGAGUUGCCACUUCAGCACAACUACUUUACCGGCUACCUAAUGCGAGGUUACGCCCCAAAUCGCAACAAAGACAGUAAGUGGUACAUGCCUCCAGAGCUCUAUUCCAGUGAGAGGUACCCCAUUUUCUGUUCAGGCACAGGCUAUGUGUUUUCCGGAGACAUGGCAGGCAAGAUCUACCAGGCAUCAUUAAGUAUACGUCGUCUGCAUCUCGAGGACGUCUAUGUUGGGAUCUGCUUAUCAAAGCUGCGUAUUGAUCCUGUGCCGCCACCAAACGAGUUUCUUUUCAACCAUUGGAGAGUUUCCUACUCUAGCUGCAAAUACAGUCACCUUAUUACAUCCCACCAGUUUCAGCCGAGUGAACUCAUCAAGUACUGGAACCACUUGCAGAGCAACAAGCACAAUGCUUGCAUCAACUCGGGAAAGGAAAAGAGUAGCAAACUGCGCCACAGGAAGCUGGAAUGGGAAAGGCUUCGGCGAUGACCACAUGCAUGACUUGGUGCACCAGUAUAUUUUAAAGCAUGUGUGAAAUCAAUCAAGUUCACUAAUAUAGGAAAGAGCACAGUUUAUGUGAUCAUAUAAAGUCAAUUAAAACUAUUUUUAAAAUUUGAUAGAUGUUCUGUAUUGUAAAUCUGUUUAGCUAUUUUUAAAGGGGAUUUGAGGUUAUGUUACUGUAUGUGCAAUAUAUAGCAUGCACAAAAAUUGUCAUAGGUGAGAUGACUUUUUUUUUUCAGGUGCCAAGAAAAAUGACAAUGCAACAAUUCUGUCUCCAAAUCCUUAAUAAUAUUUAUUUAUGUAUCAAAAGAAGAAAUCUUUAAAUUAAACAAUGAAACAGAUUAUAGUGGUAGAUUGUAUAUUUAAACACACACACACACACACACACUGGCCAGCCACAGGAACAACUGUAUCCCUGCUCAUUCAUGCAAUUAGUCAGUCAGACAAUCAUUUGAUCACAUUGUCACCCGUUCUGAUGUUUGAGGUAAACAUGAAGACCUGUAUCUGCAUGAUUUUCCACAUUGUGCUGCUGCCACAUGAUUGGCUGAUAGGGUAGUUCUGAAUGUGCAGGUGUACUGGUGUUCUGAUAUAGAGACAACGAGACAAAGAUUGUACUUUUGCAUAUGUUUACCCUUGCUGGAGAC
This is a messenger RNA of Clarias gariepinus (North African catfish), 2194 nucleotides long. RefSeq names its product UDP-Gal:betaGlcNAc beta 1,3-galactosyltransferase, polypeptide 2 (gene b3galt2). NCBI's taxonomy places the organism in Eukaryota, Metazoa, Chordata, Actinopteri, Siluriformes, Clariidae. The record is from RefSeq and is a predicted model, not a curated record. Gene Ontology annotation, molecular function: N-acetyl-beta-D-glucosaminide beta-(1,3)-galactosyltransferase activity. The coding region runs from base 240 to 1538 and encodes 432 amino acids. Gene Ontology annotation, cellular component: membrane. The transcript has a single exon.